Messenger RNA from Punctularia strigosozonata HHB-11173 SS5, 900 nucleotides. RefSeq lists its product as uncharacterized. NCBI's taxonomy places the organism in Eukaryota, Fungi, Basidiomycota, Agaricomycetes, Corticiales, Punctulariaceae. The transcript has 5 exons. The record is from RefSeq and is a predicted model, not a curated record. Bases 1 to 900 code for a protein of 299 amino acids.
AUGGAAUGUGCUUCGGGGCAAUUGCUUGUAGACCCUUUCGUCUUCGUACAGCCUGGGUUUGCAGACAACGAACCGUUGUACUUGGCAGCAAAACGGUACCGACCAGACGGAGCAGAUAGAGCGCAGAAAGGGGUCACCCUUGUUCUCUUCCACGCAACUGGGAGUCUCAAAGAGCAGUGGGAGCCUAUGCUGAAGAGACUGUUCGAUCUAUCCCGUACCAAGCCUCCAUCAGAGCGCAUCCGGGAGGCGUGGUGCUUUGACCGUCAAAAUCAUGGCGACAGCGCCGUUCUGAACCGGGAUCGCCUUCGUUCACGGCCGGAUGGUGUUGCGGAAUAUGGAGCGGGUGUCGCGCAUUUCCUUCGGUCAGACCAUGUCCGUGGUCACCGGAUAAUCGCUAUCGGCCAUUCGUCAGGCACCGCAGCUCUAACUCUAUCCUCUCGAGAUUUCCCAACCGGAAAUCUGCCUUACGAGGGCAUCGUCCUCAUCGAAGCCGCUAUCACAGACAAGGAAGAGUACUACGCUAAUGUCACAGCCCGCGAGCGUGCGUUGGGACUCGUCCAGAAAGCAACCCGUGCACGCCGGAGAACUUGGGGGAGCAGAGAGGAAGCUCGUGCGUGGAUGAGCCGCCGUGUUCCGUGGAAUUCUUGGGAUCCUAGAUCAGUCAAGUUUUUCGUUAAAUAUGGCUUGCGCGUCGUGGAUGUAGAUGGAAAUGUUCAAGUCACCCUCAAGUGCGAUCCGGCGCAAGAAGCGAGCGCGUUCGGCGAUGUAUACGGACAUUUUGACUCCUUCGAUGAGCUCAAGCGCAUAUGCCCUCAUAUUCCAGUACAUCUGAUCUUCGGAUCAAAGAUCGAGUUGAUGUCAGUCGUUAUUUUCACUUCUACUAUGAGACCUCAGGCUUGA